AUGCGGAUUCAGGCCGAGGCUGUGGCGGGGCCUCGAGUCGACGCAGAGGACGCAACCCAGCGUCUGCGCGUGAUUCGCGUAGACCGCAAGACGCUGCUGGCACGAGCGAACGCGGCUCAGCGCCGUCGCCGUCGUGAGGAGCGCGAUUCGCGUCGACUGGGCAAUCGUCGACGGUCUUCGUGGCUGUUCGGCGGUGCCAAGAGACCACACGACGAUGCAGUGGAGCCGCCGUCUCCCUUCGCCAGCAAUGUAGUGGUGAGCGCUAAGUACAGCCUAUGGAACUUCGCGCCACGCGUGCUUCUUGCGCAGUUGCAGCGACCCUCGAACGUAUAUUUUCUGUUCAUCGCUGUGCUCCAGACCAUCCGAGAAGUAAGCAAUACAAGCGGCAUCCCAACUAUUUUGCUACCACUGGCAGUGGUUUUCGUGUGUAGCGCAAUUAAAGAGGCAUUAGAGGAUCGAGAGCGCCAUCGAGCUGAUCGCGUGGCGAAUAGUAGACCGGUAUUGGCCCUGACUCCCUUGGGCAGUUGGGAGCAGCGACAAUGGGGAGAUCUACGUGUAGGCGACAUUGUCAAAGUGAUGAAUGACCAAACGAUCCCUGCGGACUUGUUUUUGCUGUCAGCGGAAGCAGUGGAGCAUGAUGACGAUGCGGAGUUUAACUUAGCGUACAUUGAGACAAAGUCUCUGGACGGCGAAACUAACCUAAAAAUCCGCACGGCGAUCCCGUUGGUGGCUGCGCUGUGUCGCGAGUCAAACAGCAAAAGCCGCGCAACUGAUGGCGGAGAACACAACGAACUGCGUGGUAUGAUGGUGUGUGAGCAGCCAAACAAUCGCGUUACCAGUUUUGAAGGCACGUUUUCAGUAGUACUAAGCCCCGCUCAAGCGCAGACGCUAGGCACUGCAAGCCUAAUGCAGACCGAAAUGACUGGAGAUGGCCUCGUGCGUGUGCGUGUACCGGUUACGGCAAAGCAGAUGAUGCUGCGGAGUUGCGUGCUCCGCAAUACACGCUCCGUCACAGGGAUGGUGAUAUUUACGGGCCAUGAGACCAAGGUAUUUUGCAGCAACACAGAGCCUGUCGUGAAGACCUCGUCAGUGGAGCGACGACUCAAUCGACUUAUUAUCGGGAUCGUAUUUAUCCAGCAGCUCGUCUGUUUUCUUGGUGCGUUGCUCGGUGCCCAUUGGAUGCACACAGAGGGAGAUUCGUUCUGGUAUCUUCUCAGUGCCAGCGAGCGGCGGCAUCACACUCUCACCGGUGUUUCUACUUCUCACCCAUUGGCUGAGCUGGCCAAGUUGCAUCUGCGCUACUUCAUUAUCAUGCAAAACUUUGUUCCAAUUUCGCUGAAUGUGUCGCUGGAGUUCGUCAAGUAUUGGCAAGCCUAUUUUAUCGAGCAAGACCUAGAAAUGUACGACAAGCUGUCGGACACGCCGGCAAUGGUACGAUCCUCAGCUCUGAAUGAAGAUCUGGGUCGUGUACACCAUGUAUUCACGGAUAAGACUGGAACUUUGACAAUGAAUCUCAUGCUUUUUCGCUACUGCACGGUGGGAGGGAAGCAUUACGGUGGUCCCAUGCAGGAUAAAGAUAUGGAGGCUGAGAUUCCUAGCGAUAAUUCGUCUUCCACCGCUGCUGAACCAAAGGAUGGUCCGAGAUUUGUUGACUUUGACCCGACAGAGCUAUUCGCUGACAUUUGCGCUGGAGGAGAGCAGGCGGAGACGCUGCGUCGCUUCUUACGACACUUGGCGUUGUGUCAUACGCUGAUUCCCACGAAAUCCCUAGCUGAGAUGUGCAGCACGUCGUUCCCAGAGUAUUCUGCGUCGUCACCCGACGAGCAGGCCUUGGUGUCUGCAGCGGCGUUCUGCAAUGUCCGCUUCGUGCACAGAACGCCCACCGCCGUUAUGCUCUUGGAGCCAGGAUGGACGUCGCCUAGCUCGUAUAAAUUACUGAACGUGCUUGAGUUUGACAGCGACCGCAAGCGCAUGACAGUGGUCGUGGAGACUCCAGAUGGGACGAUCGAACUCCUUUGUAAAGGUGCCGACAAUGUCAUUUUUGAGCGACUUGCUGCAGAUCAAGCGACAAUGCCAGGUGGGAUGUCCUAUGAACAAGCUUCGGACCAGCUUACACUGUACGCAAAGGAUGGUAUGCGGACACUUUGUCUCGCUUAUAAAAUAAUCAGUCGGCAAGAGUAUGAGGACUGGAACGCACGUUAUACGCAAGCACAUGCAUCAAUGGAAGAGCUAGUUAAGCGACGGCAAGGUCGUGCGAAUGCCAUUGACCCAUUGAUGAACGAGAUUGAGCGUGAUCUGGUUCUUCUGGGCGUAACAGCAGUUCAAGACAAACUGCAGGCUGGUGUACCUUCGACGCUGCGUCUACUGCAAGAGACGAAUAUUAAGGUGUGGACGCUCACAGGCGAUAAAAUGGAGACGGCGGUGAACAUUGGAUACGCCAGUGCGCUGCUUUCUCAUGACAUGGACGUACAGCAAAUUGGAGGCGAUGAUUACACGUCGACUGCUGCAGCUCUGAAGGAGUUAUCUCAGCGUGGCGAUCAAGCAGCGAAAUGUUCUCAUCCAUCGCCAUUUCUAGCUUCAUUGUCUUCUAGAGCUAACGGAAGUAGAAGAACACGACGUCGUGAUGGCAAGCGGAAAGCUUCGAUCCAAACGGACACGUUCCUGGGAAGUGCGAAGGCAGCUGUCAGUGAUUUUCUCUUUGGAGCGCCAACAAAGCAAAAGCGAAAGCAAAAGCGAAGACGUCAACGAACUCGUCGAGCGUCAAGGAUGUCGUCAGCAUUCAGCCAAACGCUAAUGUAUUCUUCAGUUGCGACGGAUGCAGAACAUUCCGAUAGGUUAACAUCAGACGAAGAGUCUUUGUACGACGUCGGGAUUGAGGCUGAUGAUGAAGCUAUUCACACGCCCGCAUAUGGUUCUCUCGCUGGAAACAUACACAGCAGUGGAAGCCGUCAACAAACUGGCUCAACGCAGAAGCUAGCGCUCGUGAUUGACGGACAGGCUCUUGAGUACGCGCUUCGCCCUCAGUUGCGUACUCUAUUCUACCGAGUCACUCAGCAGUGCGCGUCAGCAGUCAUUUGUUGUCGCGUAUCCCCAAAACAAAAAGCAGAUAUUGUCGAAUUCGUUUGCGAGUUUGAACCCGAUAGCGUCACACUUGCAAUCGGCGAUGGAGCGAAUGAUGUAGCGAUGAUCCAGGCAGCACAUAUCGGUGUGGGCAUUUCCGGUCAGGAAGGAGCACAGGCAGUGAAUGCUUCGGACUAUGCACUAGCUCAAUUCCGCUUUCUGCAACGACUGCUGUUUGUUCACGGUCGUUGGGCUUAUCGUCGCGUGGCUAAACUCAUGAGCUAUAUGCUUUACAAGAACGUGACGUAUGUGCUCACAACGUUCUGGUUCGGAUGCUUCUGUGGGUUCUCCGGCCAGCCGCUUAUCUUGGACGUAGCUGCACAAAGUUUCAACGUGCUGUACACGAGUGUGCCGCUAGUUCUCUUUGCCGUGUUCGACCAAGAUGUAUCGUCCACCAGUGCUGCCAAAUUCCCGUAUCUAUAUGCACUUGGACAGAAGAAUGUCCUCCUCGCUCGUCGCGUAUUUUGGCCGUGGAUUUUUAACGGGGUGUGGCACUCGAUCGUCAUCUUUUUCGUUUCUGCUUGGGCAUUUGAAGGCUUCGGGCUCGGUAUCCGUGACUUCCCCGUUAUUGCCACUGAGACCGGAAAAAGUGGCGGGCUUGUGACGCUGGGAUUUGUGGUAUUCACGAACCUGGUGAUCGUCGUGAACUUAAAGCUCUGUCUGGAGGCGUUCCUGCUUACGUGGCAGUUCCUGCUCACAGUGACUGUAUCUGUACUGUUGUGGUUCGCUGUUGGGUUCUUCAUCUCGCUACCAAACACGGGAUUCCCUCAAGCCACUGGUGAGAUGGAGUAUCUCCAAGAGCUGCCGACUUUCUGGCUGGUUUGCCUUCUUGUGCUGUCGUUGAGUCUGUUACGUGACGGCUUAUGGAAAAUCUUCCGCCGAUUCUCGCGCCCUUCGAUGUAUCACAUUCUCCAGGAACGAGAAGUCAUGGGCUUGCCAAACUCGCCGCGACGCAUGCUACGUGAGCACCGUCGAUCUGUAUCAAACACAGCGUGGUCAGAUGAACCAGCUACCGUUGUUGACUAUGCAAAGCUCUUCACCAGAGUGGAGAAUCCUGAGGAAACUCUGAUGCGUUCGUCUCCUCUUGGUGAGAGAUUGAUUGCGUCCCCGUUCUCCAGUUCAUCCAGCGGCGGAGAUACCAUCGAUCCCAAUCAGCUGGCAGGAUUUCAAGGUCGAGAGAAGAAGCGCAAUAUUCGUAUUCGAGGAUCAUUUCAUUCUAUCGGCAGCUUUGAUAGCUUUGAUGCAGGUGUGGAGCCAUCUUUCCUGGAAGCUCCCGGAUCGGUUGCCACAAGUACAGCAAACGCUGGCGUUGGGGCUCGUUCGUCAUCUUUUGUCGGCUCGUACCAUGGCUACGCGUUUUCCGAGGACGAGAAUGUGGACAGCGACGUGGAAGCAGCGUCGUCUAGGACAACUCGAAGCGAUGUUGACCAAACGAAGUCGGCAUUUGGAACACACGUUUCUAUCAAGAAGGUUCUCAAGUCAGUUCGCGGUAGAAAGAAUGCAUAA
Molecule: messenger RNA, 4626 nt
Organism: Phytophthora infestans T30-4
Lineage: Eukaryota; Oomycota; Peronosporomycetes; Peronosporales; Peronosporaceae
Product: P-type ATPase (P-ATPase) Superfamily
Exons: 3
Coding region: 1-4626 (1541 amino acids)
Biological process (GO): phospholipid translocation
Cellular component (GO): plasma membrane
Molecular function (GO): ATP binding; ATP hydrolysis activity; magnesium ion binding
Source: RefSeq, a predicted model, not a curated record